GCCCAGCUUAUCUGACCUUGCUAACAUUCUUCAAACCCACAUUGGACAACAAAGAGCACAACAGGCUAUGUGGGACAAAGAGGUUGCCAGACAAGAUCAGAGGUUUAAGGCUCUUCAACAUCAGUUCAGCCUUCUUCAACGUGAGGUCCAGUCACACUCUCCAAACCAAGAGCCGACUUCAUCACCCAGAUGUCAAACAACUAAUGCUUCAGGUGGUUCUCACUCAGAGGCUUCAUCAUCACCAAGAGACCUUGACUAAGGUCAUAUGUUUAAUCUUCCUUCACAUAAGAAACAACCAAAGUUACAUCCUUUAAAUGAAGAUGAUAACAUUGAGCAUUUCCUGAUAACUUUUGAGAGAAUAGCAGCAGCUUGCAGAUGGCCAAAGUCGGAGUGGGCAUUUCAUCUCAUUCCAUUACUAACCGGCAAGGCCAGAAGCGCAUGUGUUCAUAUGGAUGUUGUUGUAUCUAUGAACUAUGAUGACGUUAAAUGUGCGAUUCUCCAGAAGUAUGACAUCAACUGUGAAACCUAUCGUCAGAGAUUUCGCUCACCCAAAGGUAAAAGUGUUGAAGAAAUUAGUGACAUGAUUAUUCUGGAGCAGUAUCUUCGAAUGUUGUCACCAGACCUUCAAGUGUGGGUUAAGGAGAGAGAUCCAAAAACUGCAUCUGAAGCUGCUUCUUUGGCUGAGGCGUUUGUGGCUGCUCGAGGGAAAAGGCAAUCUUGGGCUUACAGUAUCCAUAAAAGGAAUGGACAUCCUGCUGAUCAACAGGAUUCAAUUGGUUCAAGAGUGAGUAAGCCUCCGACUGAAAAACUCACACCCGCACACCAUUCCAAACCUUUUAUUAAAAAGCCCAUUUGCUAUUUGUGUGGCCAGGAGGGCCACACAAAGCCCAAGUGCCCCCAAAAUGCUGCAAAGUUUUCACAGAUGUGUUUUGUGCCCAGAAUACCACCUGAACCAACCCAUGUGAGGAGCCCUCUGCAGGAGACAUCUGUGGAAAUAAAUGGUCAAAUGUUGAAAGCUCUCAUAGACACCGGAAGUACACAAACAUUAGUCCAGAGCAAAUACGUCUCACCACAUGCCAUCACGCCCACCAAGGCUCUCUCCAACUGCUGCGUGCAUGGAGAUGAGAAGCAAUAUCCAACUGCACAUGUUUACUUUAAAGUGAGAGGACAGAUCUAUCUGCUGAAUGUUGGUGUUGCAGACAGUUUGCCUUACCCAGUUGUGUUGGGGCAUGAUUUACCUGUUCUACUGGACUUAUUGCAUGUUACUCAGGGAUGCAAUGUUGCUGUAACUCGGGCCCAAGCGAAACAAAACGGUAAAACUGAAGUGUUGAGCUCAAUGCCAUUCUUUGAUGCAGAUAUAGAAGUUGGGGUGACUAAAGUGCAUAAAUCACGCAAACAGCGAAGACGAGAGAAGUUUCUGCAUAAUGUCAAGUCAACUGCAGCACUACCACAACCUGACACUUUGCUUGGCUACCAAAUCCCUGGUAAUAUUAGUGAGUUGCAGCACCAGGAUGAAGCCUUAGCUGAGUGUUUUAAAAAGCUGGAAAGGUAUGGAAGUGCAAAGACUGACCUCUGUAUUGAACACAGCAUUCUCUAUCAACUGCAUGGAGCAGUGAAACGACUAAUGGUUCCUCGUGACGUCAGAGACACCAUUUUAUCUCUGGGCCAUUCAAUUCCCUGGGCUGGCCACAUGGGGAAGAAUAAAACCUUGGCUUGCAUCCAGAGGUGGUUUCACUGGCCUGGUCUACAGAAAGAUGUCACUAACUUCUGUAAAAGUUGCCCGCAAUGCCAGAAGACUUCAAGCAGAUUUCCAUCUAAAGCUCUUCUCCAGCCUUUACCAAUCAUCAGCACCCCCUUCGAACGCCUUGGAAUGGACAUUGUGGGACCAGUAAAGAGAAGCAAGUAUGGUAAUCGGUUUAUGCUUGUCAUUACUGAUUAUGCAACUAAAUACCCUGAAGUAUUUGCUCUAAAGUCAGUAAAAGCUAAAACUGUUGCUUCUUGCCUGGUUCAGUUUUUUUCAAGAGUGGGAUUUCCCAAGGAAAUCUUGACUGACCAAGGCACAAAUUUCAUGUCGAAGCUGCUAAAGGAUGUGUAUCAGUUACUUGGCAUCAAAAGCCUGCGGACUACACCCUACCAUCCUCAAACAGAUGGCUUAACAGAAAGGUUUAAUCAAACUUUAAAACAAAUGUUGCGCAAGUUCACCAAUGACACAGGUUCUGACUGGGACCAGUGGCUCUCCUUUCUGCUUUUCGCUUACAGGGAAGUUCCACAAGCCUCCACUGGGUUCUCUCCAUUUGAGUUGCUGUUUGGCCAUGACGUGAGGGGACCUCUAGCGCUUUUUAGGGAAACCUGGGACGAUGGAGGAAGCAGAGAACCAGUUAACGUUGUGUCUUACGUCCUCAAGAUGAGAGAGAGGUUGGAGAAGAUGUCUACCCUUGCUCAGGAGCACAUGGUGAGCUCUCAAGCAAACCAGAAAACCUGGUAUGAUAAACGUGCUCGCACCAGAAGUUUUUGCCCUGGUCAGAAAGUGUUGGUGAUGCUGCCGUCUGUGGAGAGUAAGCUACUUGCUAAGUGGCAAGGGCCCUUUGAAGUUAUGCAAAAAUUAGGUCCCACCACUUACAAGAUCUCUGUUCCAGAUAACGGCCGCAGCAGCCGUGUCCUGCAUGUCAAUCUGCUGAAGGAAUGGAUCCCUGGAGCAGAAGAAAAACGCACUGUGACCUUCAUAAGGAGCAUGACUGACGAAGAAGUGGAAGAACAGUACCUGCCCACUCCAUCAGCCACUGCUCUCCAACUAAGCCACCUAUCUGAUCAGCAGCAACUCCAGCAGAACGAUUCGGACCAGGUGCAGUCAGGGCCGUCCUUUGUGGUGGUGGUGGCCAUUGACUUCGGCACAACAUCCAGCGGAUAUGCUUACGCCUUCACCAAGGAGCCCGAGUGCAUUCACACCAUGAGGUAGGCCCGCCCACUAAUGCAGGAGGAAGUGUGGGGGAGGGCUCUGCACUAUAUCACCAUGCUGACGUCGGCCUGCUUUGAAGGCUGCUUAACAGCUGCUGAGCUUAUGGAUCACAGAGUUAAGAAAAUUAUCCAAAGAAGUAAAAAAGAGACUUUUAAAAUCCUG
Oryzias melastigma (Indian medaka) is the source of this 3118-nucleotide messenger RNA. RefSeq lists its product as uncharacterized. Lineage: Eukaryota; Metazoa; Chordata; Actinopteri; Beloniformes; Adrianichthyidae. Gene Ontology annotation, biological process: DNA integration. Gene Ontology annotation, molecular function: zinc ion binding; nucleic acid binding. The record is from RefSeq and is a predicted model, not a curated record.